This is a messenger RNA of Kwoniella botswanensis, 1071 nucleotides long. RefSeq lists its product as uncharacterized. The record is from RefSeq and is a predicted model, not a curated record. Gene Ontology annotation, molecular function: zinc ion binding; oxidoreductase activity. The coding region runs from base 1 to 1071 and encodes 356 amino acids. The transcript has 6 exons. Lineage: Eukaryota; Fungi; Basidiomycota; Tremellomycetes; Tremellales; Cryptococcaceae.
AUGUCGUCCUCCACGAUACCCGAAAGUAUGGAAGCAGUAAUAUUCAAAGUUCCAUACAGCGUUGCUGUCGAGACUGUACCUGCACCCACAUUGAAGGAUGAAGGUGAUAUCAUUCUGAAAGUACAUCUAGCUGGAUUAUGUGGAUCCGACUUACAUCUCUAUAGGGGUCACGAAGAUGCAGGUAAAGAUUAUAUAAUGGGCCAUGAAGUGGUAGGCACGAUAGUGGAGAAGGGAAAGGGAGUUAAGAAGUUUGACGUGGGGGAUGUCGUAGCUGUACCAUUUACGGUAUCAUGUGGAUCAUGCUGGUAUUGCUCCUCAUCACAUACUGCCAGAUGUCAUAAAUCCCAGUUAUUCGGUACACCCUCUCUACCAGGUUGUCAAGCUGAAUACGUGCGGAUACCGCUAGCGGAUGGAUGUGUAUUUAAGAAACCUUCUGAACUGCCCGACGAACUCAUGUUGCUCAUGGCCGAUAUAUUACCUACGGGCUACAGUGCCGCUGCGAAUGCUAGGAGCUUGUUGGAUGGGCCAGGGGGAAAGAAGAAGGAUGGAGUAUGUGUGGUGAUUGGUUGUGGACCUGUCGGUCUCUGCGCAAUCUCUUCAGCUCUCACGCUCUUCUCCAAAGUUUUCGCUACGGAUCUUACCUCCUCCCGACUCGCCCUAGCUGAGAAACACGGUGCUAUAGCCUUGCCCUCAGCAGAACUGAAAAAAGCAGUGUUAGAGGCUACCGACGGAAGAGGUGCAGAUGCCGUACUGGAAGUUGUAGGACACGAAGGAGCUUUGUUAACUGCUUUGGAUAUUGUUAGACCGUACGGCGCGGUCAGUAGUGUCGGUGUGCAUAGUCAGCAGAUCAAGUUGAAUGGAGGGGAUCUAUAUGAUAAGAAUGUCAAACUCCAAUUCGGUCGAUGUUCCGUACGGACAUUCUAUCAACCAGCUUUGGAAGUGUUGGUUGCCAAUCAAGAUAUAUUCAAAAGUUUUAUCGAAAACAAAGUAGGAUUCAGUCAAGCUGAAGAAUACUACCGGUUGUUCGAGAAGAACAAAGUCGCUAAAACGGUGUUUGUCCCUGGCCAGUAA